Molecule: messenger RNA, 534 nt
Organism: Symbiodinium pilosum
Lineage: Eukaryota; Dinophyceae; Suessiales; Symbiodiniaceae
Source: the annotation of a GenBank genome assembly
AUGGCAACCUGUGCUUCGGUGGUGCUGGCACUGGUGUGCGUCAGUGUCUCUGCUGCACCGUCCGGGCUUCGUGCAGGCACAGGGCCCAACAGCACCACCACCAGCUCAGAGCGGUCAAUCCUUGCAGCCUCCAGAUGGCAACAUCCGGGCUGCUGCAACGGUUGCGGUACCGACUUCUGUUCACCCAGCAGUGGCACGUGCUAUGACCGAAAGGGCAAGUACUACUACUUGGAAUGCAGAAGCGAUAAGAACGGAAGCAGCAACAGCACUGGCACUGGCACUGGCACUGGCAACAGCUACGCCAAUUACGCCUAUGCCGGUCGUGGAGGAUGCACUGGGCAGUCCUCCAAAAUAUCCCAUUUUGCGGUAAAUUCCUCCAGCCAAUGCCGUGAUGCUUGUCAGGGCAACUCCACCUGCAGGGUUUUCAUCUACAGGGGAGGCUGGACCCGAUGUGGUCUCGGUGCUUCUUGCCAACUAUACAGCAGUUGCGAGCCUGAGGAGAACAUUUGUUGGGAGAAGUACGUCCGUGACUGA